AUGGUUUGGGGCCGCAAACCGGAAGCCUCGGCGCCCGCAGAAACAGAAACAGACAACUCCCCGCUUCCUCCGCGGCAAAACCUGCCCCGGAAACUGCAACACAUUGUCGACCGUGAAGAUGACUUCUACGAUGACCUCUACUCCCCCUACUCCGUCGACUCAACAGACACCCCAUACCGAUACGCCGCCUACGCAAACCGAAUCCGAACAAUCCUCCUCUCAGCCCACCGCUACGUAGCCUACACCUCAGACAUAGGCGAAUCCUUCCGACCAGUCGCCCACCCAAUCCUCGUCCGCUCCGCAUACGCCGUUUCCUGGGCCUACCUCCUCGGCGAUGUCAGCCAUGAAGGAUACAAAGCAUACCUGCGUAACCGGCGCGCAUUAACCGCUCCGGGACAAGAAUACCGCGAUGCAAGCGUUAGCGUUGGCCAGGAAAUUCGCGGUAUGGCCAUGGGCAAUUUGGCAAAGCCUCUUGAUGAAAGCCUCACCGCGGCUGGAGGACAGCAGGAAUCUGAACUCACGCCCUGGCCGACGAAUACGAUUUCCCUUGCUGAGGAUUAUCGGAUGGUUAUGGUGAAGCGUGCUGUUUUUCAGAGUCUGGCUAGUAUGGGUCUGCCGGCUUUUACUAUUCAUUCUGUUGUGAAGUAUUCUGGGAAAAUGGUGCGCGGGUCUAAGGUUGCGUUUGUGAGAACUUGGGUUCCUAUUGGUCUCGGUCUCACCGUUGUCCCGUUCCUCCCGUACAUAUUCGAUCACCCUGUUGAAGAAGCAGUGGACUGGGCAUUCGGUACCGCGUUGCGCGUUUACGGCGGUGAGGAUGCAGUUCGUCCUUUGCCUGCGCAUGCGUUGAAGGGUCGUGAGAGUGGUCACUCUGCUGCUUCUUCUGGUGAGGGUCAAGGUGUGGCUGGUGCGGCGGCGCAGCUUUCUUGGGAGGAGUACAAGAGUGAGAGGCACGCGGCUAGGGAAGAGAGGAAGGAGAGUGGUGGUGGUUGGACGAGCUUGAGUUCUUAUUUUGGUGGUGGCGGCAAGGAGAAGAAGGAGUGA
This is a messenger RNA of Penicillium cosmopolitanum, 1041 nucleotides long. RefSeq lists its product as uncharacterized. NCBI's taxonomy places the organism in Eukaryota, Fungi, Ascomycota, Eurotiomycetes, Eurotiales, Aspergillaceae. Bases 1 to 1041 code for a protein of 346 amino acids. The record is from RefSeq and is a predicted model, not a curated record. The transcript has 3 exons. Gene Ontology annotation, cellular component: mitochondrion. Gene Ontology annotation, biological process: mitochondrial fission.